Molecule: messenger RNA, 2934 nt
Organism: Lytechinus variegatus (green sea urchin)
Lineage: Eukaryota; Metazoa; Echinodermata; Echinoidea; Temnopleuroida; Toxopneustidae
Exons: 8
Coding region: 807-2435 (542 amino acids)
Source: RefSeq, a predicted model, not a curated record
GGGAUGUGCCACGCUCCUUGGAAAAUUCCCAAACCUGUGUGAAGUUGACGAAAUAGUGGUGAACAAGAGUAUCAGCCUACAUGGCACGGAGUACCGAUCAGGAAUGAGUGUGAACAUAGGUGUUCAGGAUUGUAUGCCAUCUUUUGGAAAGUUGAUUGAUAUGUACUGCAUUGGAAGUGAUAUUUACUUGUUUGGAACAAUGUGGGAAACCCAUGGAUUUGAUGAUCACUUCUAUGCAUACGAAGUGCUGUCAAGAUAUCCUGUGGAGUUUUUCCUCAUUAAGCAGGAUGAACUAAGAAGCUACCAGCCCCUUCAAGUUGUAAGCUCAUAUGAUGAACAGCGAAAGGAACUUCUGUACAUUUCAUUGAGAAGUGCUGCUGUCUUAACAGGUAGAAUUAAUGAGCACAUGCUUAUAGGCCCUAGAAUAUGUUAGCUUCAUGUACAGUAUACAAUGUAUCCAUCCAACUUAUUAAUAGAAGCAGUUUACUUGAAGUUACUCGACUUCAAUAACUCUAUUGGUUGACUGUGUAAGAGAAGAAACUAAACUUUCUUCGACAUUGAUCUUUGCAGAUAUAUGUACAUGAACAGUUGAACUUGUUCAAAACCACACUGUAAACAAUCUAUUAUGCAAUUCGCUUUCCAUGGGUUACGUUCAUAUGGUCCACCGGGAAGAUAGGCAUCAUUGGUGCAUGACAAAUACAUUCUAUCUUUCUGCAUUUAAAUAUGAAAUAAUGCUUUAAAAAAAUUUCAUAUCAAGAUUUUAUUUCACAUGUUUCCUUUUAUCUGUCUCUAAUUUCAGCUUAGAAAUGGAAGAUAAUGUCCAAGUUGUGCCUUUCUGCGUGACAUGCAAGGAUCGAACAAAACUAAUAUCGGUGCCAUUGACUAGUGCUGAGCCGAAGGAGGAGAUGUUGAAUUGUUUGAAAUUCAAAAUAUCGCAGAAAUUCAGCAUAGACCUUCAAAAAGAUUACAUAAUCAAAAUGAAAGUAAAGGAAUUUGAUUCCUUUGUAGAAAUAGAUGAAAAUGACACUGAUGAUCUGGAAUUAUUGGCCCACGGGGGAUCACUUGUCGUGGAAGCAUGCAGCACUCAAGCAGUGGGACCAGGAACAAGUCUGGAUGAGGCAUCAGAAACUAGCACUGAGAAAGAGGUGCCCCAAAAGUCGUUGCAGCAGUCUACAAUGAAGACCAGUUCAAAUAAAGAACACAGCUUUGAUGUGAAAACCAUCACAAAUUCGCAUCCACGGGGAUAUCUAGUGGAGCAGGAAUAUGAGGCUAACGGCACUCUCACAACCGAAACGCGACAAGUUCUCACCUCUAUAGUUGCAUCAGAAAUGGUUAGGAGAUAUUCAUACUACCCUGCCAGAGAAGACAAGAUUCUCGUCGCAAAGAGUGUCAUAGAUGCUUUUCCCAACCUGAAAUCCAACACAAAAUGGCCUUAUGAUCUGUGGUUUGACCCCAAUGAUGCCACAAAGGGGUACCUUGCUACGAAGCUCAAUACAAUGAGGAGUUUACCUCCAGAUCAGUUGCAGCGUCCACGCACCAAGACGGACCAAAAACCACAGAAGACACCGCAGAAGGCAGGGAAUUCCAAGUCCAAGACACCAAAGCGCACCCAUGCACAUCUAGAGGAAAUUCCUCAAGUGGAGGAGGAAGAGUUGAUUCUUUUUUGCAAAAGAGCUAGUAUUGACAACAGAAAGCAAAUUCUUCAAGCCAUGGAACAGUCCUUUCAGAACAGGAGGAAUUGGAUUAUGGAGGAAUAUCCAACAGUCGGAGAGAUCCUCGCUCGAUACCCUCGAUUCCAAGAUUUCCCAACUGCGUUGCAGCAGGAAUUCCAUCUCUUAUUUCCUGAUGCAGCAGCUAGACUCAUUUCAACCUGGGAAACGCGGUUUUCCCCAUUCAUCCUGAAAGUAGGAGAAUUAUCCAGACUUCCUAAACUCCAAACACUGAUGGAUGAGAACAAGAAGACCAAGGAUGCACACAAUGGAACACCUGAUGCCCUGUUUGCUUACAAAGUACUGAUAUACCUUCUCCCAUCACACGCAGGGAAGAAAUCUUCAAUUUCAGAUGCUCUCUCAUACUUCAUGGUCACAAGACCGAACGGAACCGCUGUGGCGAGUUUUCUCGUUGAGAAAACGGAUCAAAAGAGAACCCAGCCGUACCUGCUUCGCAUAGGAGAUGGCUUCACAUCCCCGUCGACUUUCUUCAUCAUUGUUGAUGGGAAAGCCGUACCCUGCGAGAGUGAUGCUACUCAAGCAGUUGAUGCUCUAUUCAAGAGCCACUACAUUUUUAACAUUGAGUAUGCAGAUGAGCUGAAGGGAUUCUAUGCAUUCUUAGAGCACUUCGUGUAUGGAAUCGGGGUUUCUACUGAUCACAUUCCUGUCCGUGCACGUGAACUUAUGGCAAGCAUAACAGCAUUGGCUCGCACCCAAAGCCAUUAAUCAUUUCCAACUUCAACUGGAAGAACUGGACAUCGGUUUUCUUGCCUAUGUAUGGAGAAUCAUUACAUUUCAAAGUAAACCUUUCCCUAUUCGCAACCAUUUUUUAAUACAGGUAGUUCCUAGUCAAUGCAUCUGGGAGAGUAUUCCGUAUUCUAUCCUUGGAUUUAGUUGACGAAUACAGUAUGUAUCAAAUUAGGGCUUAUUUUAGGCCUGUAUGGUGUGAAAGUCUCAACAUGCUUUUGAUAUGGCUGUCAAUAGUUCCAUGGUAUAGAUCAUUCUAGUUUUUGAUUCAUGUGAAAAUGUCAGCAUACAUGGAUUUAUUCUGUUAAAUUUGUCUCGUAGUUCUGAAUACAUACACACCUGUAUAACAUUUGUCUGAAUUGUGUGUAAGUGGGGAAUCUUUAUCAUUGGAACCUGUGUAGUAUAGCAGUGUUUUAUACAUACAUGAAUAUUUGAUUCAACUGAUGACUGUAUAAUGUUUGGGUACAUCAGAUAAUAU